Leptopilina boulardi is the source of this 758-nucleotide messenger RNA. RefSeq lists its product as uncharacterized. Bases 21 to 536 code for a protein of 171 amino acids. NCBI's taxonomy places the organism in Eukaryota, Metazoa, Arthropoda, Insecta, Hymenoptera, Figitidae. The transcript is spliced from 2 exons. The record is from RefSeq and is a predicted model, not a curated record.
GUACAAGAGGUGGGGAGAAAAUGUCCAAGAAUUAUAAAAAGGUGUUAGGAUGGGUUGACAACUUUAGUUUAGGAAAGGUCAGUGCCUAUUUACUUGUCAUCAAAGUUCUUAUUUUUUUUUUUUACAAUAACGCGAUGUCUGAAGAUUUUAGUGUCGAUUUAGAUGCUUUUUUGCAAGAGGAGAAAUUCUCCUCAAGUGAAAUAGAGGAGUUUUUAAAUGAUUUGGAAUUUAAAAAUUUUAUUUCUAAAUUGGAGGAAGUGGAAGCCAGGAAUUCCGAAGACAGUGAAGGUGUAGAAGAGGAGGCAGUUUCUGUAUCAAUAAAAAGGAAAAAUGAGGAAAAAGAUUCGAUAGAAAAAAGAAGAAAAAGUGACAGUGUGGUGGAGAAGUCAAUGUCAACGGUAGAGAGGAAACAAAAUGAAUAUAUUGAACUUGAUGGUGUAAAGGAGGAGUUACCCACCCAUUUAAGGUCUAUAAAUAAAAGAACUGAACUAGUGGCCGAGUACAACUGUCAGGGGCCAAAAGGUGUUCUGUGUUAGAGGAGCUUAUUAUUCAAUAAAGAAUAAUCGGCUGGUAAAUAUUCCUUCAAAGUCAAUCUUUGAAUUAGGGGGAAAAAGAUUUGAGAGGAUGUAUCCCGAAUUUUUAUAUGAUGACGUCACCUAUAUUUUGCCUUACGAGUGGCACGGCUAUCCACAAUUUUUAAAAUUAGAAUUAGUGAGAGAGAUGAGGAGCGCUCAUCACGGUUUACGAUGGUUUAUGGG